This is a messenger RNA of Erythranthe guttata (spotted monkey flower), 795 nucleotides long. RefSeq lists its product as uncharacterized. The record is from RefSeq and is a predicted model, not a curated record. NCBI's taxonomy places the organism in Eukaryota, Viridiplantae, Streptophyta, Magnoliopsida, Lamiales, Phrymaceae.
AGAGAGAUGACUUGUGCGGGAUCCCGCGGCGACGACAACAUGAAAGUUUCAGAAUCGCACGGCAAGGAAUCGAAGGAGAAGAAGCCGAAAACGAAGAAACCCAAGUUGCAAUCGAAAAACGGCAUCAGGGUUUCGGAGAAAUCGAAAAGGAAGAAGAAGCGCAAGUCGCUGAAAACAGAAACUAGGGUUUCAAAAAUUGAAACAGAGGAGGAGAAAAUGGAGAGGAAGCGCAAGAGAAGGAUCGCUAUAUUGAAGGAGAGAGAAGUGAUCGCGGGAGGCACCGCAGUCGUAUUUGACAGAGAUGAUCCAGACACAUGUAUUCUUGGAGGGUAUCUCAGAAAACUUGUCAACCUAGCAAUCAAUUUCUAUAACGAAAAAAACAGCACAAAUUACCAUUUGGUGCACAUGAUCAAAGCAAUCCAGUCUCUAUGCCAGGGUUCGGUUUUCAGUAUGACAUUUACCGUGAAGCGUCCCGACGAAGAUGAUUCCGAUGCCAUAACUUUAGAUGCAGAGGUUUAUAGGGGAAUCCCAGAUACCGUAGUACACUUUGUUCGUGUGCUCGAUGAUGCACCUUCACUUUCAUCUCUUACUACUUAGGUAAUUCCAGGUUUCGGAGAAGAUAGAGCUAUAUAGUUAUCGAAUUGUGUUCAUAUUAAGAUCAACAUUGAUAGUUGUUAUGUUGAUGGAAUUUACUAGAACUAAUAUAUUAUUCCAUAAUAACAAUGGAAUAAUAAUAAUAAUAACAAAUAUUGAAUGCGAAGGUGGAAAAUGUUAUUUUUGAAGUCUAUUGCCUCA